Fulmarus glacialis (Northern fulmar) is the source of this 2291-nucleotide messenger RNA. RefSeq names its product enhancer of mRNA decapping 3 (gene EDC3). The coding region runs from base 40 to 1560 and encodes 506 amino acids. The transcript has 6 exons. Gene Ontology annotation, molecular function: mRNA binding. The record is from RefSeq and is a predicted model, not a curated record. Gene Ontology annotation, cellular component: P-body. Lineage: Eukaryota; Metazoa; Chordata; Aves; Procellariiformes; Procellariidae. Gene Ontology annotation, biological process: P-body assembly; deadenylation-independent decapping of nuclear-transcribed mRNA.
CAGGCCUGUGUCUCUUUACAGCAAUUGUGUGCCGGAAAUAUGGCUACGGACUGGCUCGGGAGCAUUGUGUCAAUUAAUUGUGGAGAAAGCUUGGGAGUCUACCAAGGACGAGUGUCUGCUGUGGAUCAGGUCAGCCAGACCAUUUCCCUGACACGGCCCUUCCAUAAUGGGGUCAAGUGCCUCGUGCCAGAAGUCACCUUCAGGGCAGGUGACAUUACUGAGCUGAAAAUUCUGGAGAUCCCAGGGCCAGGGGACAGCAGACAAUGUGGGGACCUGCAGCAGACAGAAAUGGGCAUCCCUGGUGUUGGGUGCCAAGUGGGUCCCAGUCAGAAUGGCACUGGGAAAGUGUUAAAGAAGCCCAUCUCCAGCAGUGCCCCGCAGAAUAUCCCAAGGAGAACGGACAUGAAGAAUCAGGAUAUUAUCAUCUCUCCACAGCAGCAGUGCUCCAAGAGCUACAUGGAUCGACAUGUGGAAACACUGACUCAAUCCAAAGGCUUCCGCCGUAGACACAAUUCCUGGUCAUCCAGUAGCCGUCAUCCAAACCAAGUGACUCCAAAGAAGAGUGGUCUGAAAAACGGGCAAAUGAAGAGCAAAGAUGAUGAGUGCUUUGGGGAUGACAUUGACGAAAUCCCAGACACAGAUUUUGAUUUUGAAGGGAACCUGGCCCUUUUUGACAAGGCAGCCGUGUUUGAAGAGAUUGAAACUUAUGAGAGGAGGAGUGGCACUCGUUCCCGGGGGACCCCAAAUGAGAAACCAGCUCGCUAUCGGCAUGACGAGAACAUCUUGGAAUCGGAGCCCAUAGUCUACAGAAGGAUUGUCGUACCCCAGAACGCUAACAAAGAAUUCUGCACGGACUCCGGGCUGGUCGUUCCAAGCGUGUCUUAUGAGCUUCACAAAAAGCUGCUCUCGGUUGCUGAGAAGCACGGGCUGACUCUGGAGCGGAGGCUGGAGAUGACGGGAGUGUGUGCGAGUCAGAUGGCCCUGAGCCUCCUUGGGGGACCCAACAGGCUGAACCCGAAGAACGUGCAUCAGCGGCCUACGGUAGCCCUGCUGUGCGGCCCCCACGUGAAGGGGGCCCAGGGGAUCAGCUGCGGACGGCACCUCUCCAACCACGACGUCCACGUCAUCCUUUUCCUACCCAACUUUGUCAAGAUGCUGGAAUCCAUCACCAACGAGCUGAACCUUUUCAGCAAGACGCAAGGCCAGCAGGUGUCCAGCGUCAAAGAUCUCCCAGAUACCCCUGUUGACCUAGUGAUCAACUGCUUGGAUUGUCAUGAAAAUGCCUUUUUGAGAGAUCAGCCUUGGUACAAAGCAGUUGUGGACUGGGCCAACCAGAACCGGGCACCCGUCCUCAGCAUAGACCCUCCGAUAAACGAAAUGGAGCAGGGCAUCGACGCCAAGUGGUCGCUGGCCUUGGGCCUGCCCCUGCCCCUGGGCGAGAGGGCAGGGCGCGUGUACCUCUGUGACAUUGGCAUUCCCCAGAAGGUCUUUCAAGAAGUGGGAAUAAACUACCACUCACCCUUCGGCUGCAAAUUCGUCAUCCCCCUGCACUCCACUUAGAGCCCAUCCAGCCACACGGCUCUGAAGGGAGAGAAGAGAGAAGGAGGAGGUCUGUCAAAUAAGCUGUCCAGUGGAUCCUGACUAGUAAACUCGUGACGCCUUAAGGAUGUGAAGUUCUGGAGAGUUUUUCUUCCAGAAGAAACAUUGUGUAUUUAAAAAAAAAAAAAAGAAUAAUCAUAAAACGAAACAAAAAAAGAAGGAAGCGAAUGUUCCUGCAAAGCUGUUUUCAUUCUCUUGUGCCAUUGUAUGAAGGAGCACGCAGGAAGAUGCUGUCUGUCCCCGGCGAAGGCGGCUGCUGCUGCUGCCCAGGCCCGGCCGGGAGUCUGUUUAAUGAGGGGGUGUACGUGGAGGUGGUACAAGUGAUGGGUGGUUUGGAGAUUUGAGAUGUGUUUCUCAGUCCUUCUGGGCGGAGAGACCCAGCAAAGGCGCCCUGGUGGGAACAGCACCCCUUGAUUGUGUAGAAAUUCCUUCUGUUGCAGUCGUACCGGGAGGGAGGAUUUGGUUUCGUUCCGUUGUUCUUUUUGACUCCCCUCUCCCCUGUUUUAUGUUCCUGAAGGCAGCUGUAGCUCGCUCUCCCUCCUGGACCCUCCAGCCCCUCAAGGAGAGCGUUCCCUCUUCGGAAAGCUUGUGUCAAGAGCCAGAAGCUCUCAGGUUGCACAUGCUCUGGGAACACCGAUGUCCUCAGCUAGGCCUUACUUGCUUAUAUACUCUGUUGGCUUUUUGUUUGUUCG